This is a messenger RNA of Fonsecaea multimorphosa CBS 102226, 1296 nucleotides long. RefSeq lists its product as uncharacterized. Gene Ontology annotation, molecular function: FAD binding. Gene Ontology annotation, biological process: secondary metabolite biosynthetic process. The transcript is spliced from 3 exons. The record is from RefSeq and is a predicted model, not a curated record. The coding region runs from base 1 to 1296 and encodes 431 amino acids. NCBI's taxonomy places the organism in Eukaryota, Fungi, Ascomycota, Eurotiomycetes, Chaetothyriales, Herpotrichiellaceae.
AUGUCCGAAACCAAGAAGUUCGAGAUCGCAAUUAUUGGGGGUGGCAUUGCAGGAAUAACCCUAGCCAUAGCACUGUACCACCGCCAGAUCCCCGUCAAGAUAUAUGAACAGGCACCUCAGUUUGGCGAGAUUGGCGCCGGUGUAUCGUUCUCCCCCAAUGCAGUACAAGCCAUGAAGUUAUGUCAUGAAGGUGUCUAUGACGCAUUUGAGAAAGUCUGUACGCUCAAUGUGUGGCCUGAGAAAAAAUAUGUCUGGUUCGACUACCUCGACGGUUGGGAGGGACCAAAACCGGGACAAGAGAGGCAGGACAUUGCAUUCUCGAUCAAGAACUCUCUGGGUCAAAAUGGCGUCCAUCGCGCGCACUAUCUGGAUGAGAUGGUCAAAUUAGUCCCCAAGGGCAUUGCCCGGUUCGGCAAGAGGCUCGUCAAUAUCACCGAAAACGAGUCCACCGGGAGACUGGUUAUGGAUUUCGAGGACGGAUCGACUGCCGAGGCCGAUGCCGUAAUAGGUUGUGAUGGUAUCAAGUCUCGCGUCAGGCAGAUCAUUGUUGGAAAGGACCAUCCCAGUUCGAAACCGAGCUAUACUCACAAGUAUGCCUAUCGAGGGCUUGUGCAGAUGGAGGACGCUAUCAAGGCAGUUGGCGAAGAGUUGGCCGUGAAUUCUUGCAUGCACAUGGGUCCUGAUGGGCAUGUAUUGACGUUUCCAGUCAACCAUGGCAAGACACUGAAUAUCGUCGCCUUCAGAACGAGUCCCGAAGACUGGCCCGAUUCCCAGCGCUUGACGAGACCAGCGAAGAGGGAGGAAGCUUUGAGAGAGUUUAGCGGAUAUGGCUCGAACGUGAUCCAACUCUUAAAGCUAACAAAGCCUGACUUGGACGUGUGGGCAAUUUUUGACCUGGGGGACAACCCUGUACCUACUUUCCACAAGGGCCGCACCGUCAUCAUUGGAGACGCAGCUCACGCGACGAGCCCUCAUCACGGUGCAGGAGCCGGCUUUUGCAUCGAGGAUUCUGCUGUCCUUGCCUCCUUACUCGCGGAUGAGCGGGUGCAGUCUCCAUCAGACUUGGACGCAGUAUUCGCAACGUUCACUGCUCGGCGCAAAGAGCGGGGUCAGUGGCUUGUUCAGAGUAGUCGGUGGGUUGGCGAUUGCUACGAGUGGCGCGCCGAGGGCAUAGGGAGAGAUUUCGUCAAGAUCGAAAGUGAGAUUAAUGAAAGGAAUGGAAUCAUUGCAAAUGUGGAUGUGGAGGAAAUGUGCAGGGAAGCGAAGGAGGAACUGAGGAGGAGACUCGACUCAUGA